Messenger RNA from Xenopus laevis (African clawed frog), 6697 nucleotides. RefSeq names its product endothelin converting enzyme-like 1 L homeolog (gene ecel1.L). Gene Ontology annotation, cellular component: plasma membrane. The transcript is spliced from 18 exons. Gene Ontology annotation, molecular function: metalloendopeptidase activity; metallopeptidase activity. The record is from RefSeq and is a predicted model, not a curated record. Gene Ontology annotation, biological process: protein processing; proteolysis. The coding region runs from base 302 to 2596 and encodes 764 amino acids. Lineage: Eukaryota; Metazoa; Chordata; Amphibia; Anura; Pipidae.
UACAGCGGGGUCCAUGUACUCUGCUGCUUCCCAUACUCAGCCCACUCUGACUGGAACACUAGUGCUGUCCACAGACCUUCUGCAUAAACUGUGGCCACCCCAGAGUCUACUGCCUGCCACCUGGACCUGGGAAAAAAAUUCAUGUUCAUGCUCCAGAGGUUUGCAUCUUCUACAAGGACAACCGUUCAAUCUAACCUGAUGUCUCAACUCAACCAUCAGUCUGGCCAGUGGAAAGGUAGUUUGGUUUGAUCACUUUGUUCAUAGUUUUCUGAUACGGAAGAAAGUAUACAAUUUCAAGGGCAUGGAGAAAACAUACUCCCUAACUGCUCAUUAUGAUGAGUUCCAGGAGGUCAAGUAUGUGAGCAAGUACAAUAGCUGCAGCACCCUUUCCAACGGUUUCAACCUCCAAGUCAGCUCCAAAAAGCAGACAAAGAAAGGAGUCCCACGAUGGAGUAGAAGGGAGACAUGUUUGUUGUCAGGAUUAGUUUUUGCCGUGGGUCUUUGUGUCAUCCUGGGGUGCAUGCUAGUGCUGAAGUACCUAUCUAUGGAGCAGGAUGGCCAGUGUCUUGAAGGAUGCCAGGAGAGGAAAGCCUUCACAAGAGCUUCAAAAUUUAUUACUAACAACAUAGACCCCACAAUAUCACCUUGUACCGAUUUUUACUCUUUUGCCUGUGGAGGCUGGCUUAGGAGACAUGGGAUUCCAGAAGACAAGCUUAUCUAUGGAACCAUUGCAGCUAUUGGAGAGCAAAAUGAAGAGAAGUUAGAACACUUGCUUCUGCAGCCAGUGAAAAGGAAACACAAAGGCUCAGCUGAGAAGAAAGUAAAAGAAUUUUUCAAAUCCUGUCUUAAUAUGAGGGAUAUUGACCGACUAGGAGCCAGGCCAAUGCUACAGGUGAUUGAGGACUGUGGGGGCUGGGAUCUGCCAGAGGACCCAAAAACCCAGUGGGAUUUUAAUGAACUUUUGUACAAGACCCAGGGGGUGUAUAGUACUGCAGUCUUCUUCUCAAUGACUGUCAGCCUGGAUGACAAAAAUUCCUCCAGAUACAUCAUUAGGAUUGAUCAGGAUGGCUUAACAUUACCUGAGAGAACUCUGUAUCUAGGACAAGACGAGGAGAGCAUUAAGAUCCUGGAAGCCUACAAGGUCUUUAUGCAAACAAUCCUCUCCCUCCUUGGUGUGGAAAAUGUGGAGAAAAAGGCAGAGGAGAUCCUUCAUUUGGAGCAGCAUCUUUCCAAUAUCACUAUUUCUGAAUUUGAUGACAUGAGACGGGACAUCAGCACCAUGUAUAACAAGGUCACUCUGGCACAGCUGCAGCAGAUCACGCCACAUUUGAGCUGGAAAAACCUUUUGGACAGAAUAUUUCACACAAACUUUCCAGAGGAUGAGGAGGUGGUUGUGUUGGCCUCUGAUUAUAUGCAAAAGGUGUCAGAAAUGAUACGAGCCACCCCAGCAAGUGUUCUCCAUAAUUACAUGCUUUGGCGCAUUGUGGUGGUGUUGAGUGAGCACCUCUCCACUCCCUUCCGAGAUGCCAUUCAUGAACUCUCCAAGGAGAUGGAAGGUUCGGAGAAACAGGCAGAACUGACAAAGGUGUGCCUAACUCAAGCCAACAAGCACUUUGGCAUGGCUCUGGGUGCCCUCUUUGUAGAAGAGUAUUUCUCAUCCUCUAGCAAAGCCAAGGUGCAGCAGUUGGUUGAAAACAUCAAGCAUAUCCUGGAUAAUAGGCUAGAGGAGUUAGACUGGAUGGACACAGAGACUAAAGAAGCAGCACGAGAAAAGCUGAAGCACAUGAUGGUGAUGAUCGGAUACCCUGAUAUUCUCUUACAACCGGAGUCAAUGGAUAAAGAAUAUGAAUUUGAGGUUAAUGAGAAGACCUAUUUCAAGAAUAUUCUAAGCAGCAUAAGAUACAGCAUCAAAAUGGCUGUAAAGAAGAUUCGCCAAGAGGUGGAUAAAUCAGCUUGGCUGCUUCCGCCACAAGCCCUGAAUGCUUACUACCUUCCUAACAAGAACCAGAUGGUGUUCCCAGCCGGCAUUUUACAGCCUACACUCUACGAUCCUGAUUUCCCACAGUCUUUAAACUAUGGAGGCAUUGGGACAAUUAUUGGACAUGAGCUGACACAUGGGUAUGAUGAUUGGGGAGGUCAGUACGACGCCAGUGGAAACCCCAUUCAGUGGUGGACUGAGGAUUCCUAUAGCAAGUUUCUGAAGAAAGCAGAAUGUAUUGUGGAUCUGUACGAGAACUUCACCGUUUACAACCAGAGGGUAAAUGGAAGAACAACUUUGGGAGAAAACAUUGCAGACCUUGGUGGUCUUAAACUGGCAUACAAUGCUUAUCAGAAAUGGGUGAGGGAUAAUGGUCCUGAGCGGCCACUCCCCCGCCUGAAAUACACCCACGAUCAACUAUUUUUCAUUGCAUUUGCACAGAACUGGUGUAUAAAGCGCCGAUCCCAGUCUAUAUACCUGCAGGUCCUGACAGAUAAACACGCUCCUGAACAUUACAGGGUUAUGGGCAGUGUGUCACAGUUUGAAGAGUUUGGGAGAGUAUUUCACUGCCCUAGAAAUUCUCCUAUGAACCCAGUACACAAGUGUUCUGUGUGGUGAUAUUCAGUUGUAUUUGCGAGGAAACAGCUUUUCCUGCCAUUGGCAGCACCUCUCCCCACACAGCACUGUCUAUGUUUGUGGAUUCCUAAGACAAAGAAUGCUUGAGUGUGCCAUUCUCACCCUCUGUCAACUGGUUACUGGGCCCGUGACAUCCACAGAGGCAUUACAUUAUCAGAGGAAAUGGAAUUGUGCCCUUCAGUUGCCAGAAGUCGGGUGGCUGAGCAUUUCUGAUCUCCAGCAGUAGCAGGUGUGGGACUUUCAGUGAACAGUGAAUAUGAUAUUGCACUUCUGGAAACACAUGGCUGAUAAGUUCAUCAGUGGACAUCAUUGGACUGCACUGAUCAUCAGAGACAGGUUAAUGCAGCUGAUAUACUGCUAUAUGCAUGAUAUCCUCCAAGUACAGGACCUACUGAAGGAUUCUUCAUACCCUCAAAGGCUGGUUGUCUGGCCAUUUCAGGUCCACAAAGAACCAGGCAUGGAGUGCCUCAAUUCCAGAGUAGCAGUAGUGCCCUUCAGCAUCUCAAAGGACAUGGCUGGACACGCUAAGCUUUCUUAAACUAUGCCAUUAGAAGAUAGGGAAAAGAACUGUUUGCACCCAUAGUCAAUGUUCUUACUCACAAAAACUACAAAGGUCAAUAGCUACAGAAAAUUGAAAUAUUGAAUUCAAACAUUUUGCCACAUAAACUUGUAGUUCUAAGAAUUUGGUAAAGAAGGCAGUUGAACCAGGUAACCAGUUGCAUAGCAUAAGAAAGCCAGCGUAAGGAGCAGGGUAGUGGAGCCCUCAUACACUCUGCUUCAAACAGGUUACACAUUUUGUAAGAUAUCUGUGUUGCACAGCAGUGUAUUAAAUCUAUAUUGUACAGCAGAAAAUAAACUCAUUUUUGACAGAUAAGCAGUUGAAAGGAAAAGUGUACAGUUUUAUCUAGACCCCAAGGAGUAAUAAUCACAAGCUUUGUGUGCCCAGCCUCAGCAUUUCACUCUUGACCAGUUUUUUCCUUUCACUACUCUUAUUGCACUACAGCACCCAACUAACCAAACAGCAGGACCCUCACUUCUAUAUAGAAUAUCAUUACUUUCACUUCUCUGUGGUACAAUCAUUCCUUGCGGUGCUUCAGGGAGAAUGAAAGCCUCAGGAGCCUCUGCCCCCCAUCUCAAAACAUAGCACAGUAGACCCCCAAUGUUGCCCCAUUUGCUGUACCUGUUAAUAAAAAGCAGAGCAGCACAUAAGGGUUGGUACUGCCUACAAGCUUGCUUGAAAUAACCUGUACUUACUGUUCCUACACUAGUAAACACAUGGGUGCCAGGAAAUCCUUAAAUGUUUAUUUCUUAUUUUUAUCUAAGGGUAAACUAACAUACCAGCAAUAAUACUUUAAAAACGAUUUACACUUGUCAUUCAACAUCAAUAUACUCUACACAAACCAGACAAUUAAACAGUCAGACAGUUUCCCAAACAAAAGCAUUAGGCAUUUCCAGUCACUGCUGUGCCCUUCCCAGUUUUAUCAUCAUGCCUCUCUGUGAGUCCAGCAGAAAUAAGUUAUCUGCCACAUACCAUUUACUUGUAUGUCUGGUGCAUUCAAUUCCCUGACUGCCUCCAAUUAGCAUCCAAGCUGUAGGGAAGAAGCACACAAGCUUACACUGGCUUAUGCCAUUAUCAUGUUUAUUGCAGACAUUGUAGCACAAGCUUUCGGGAGCCAACCCCAUGCUCAGGUGCAAUACUCUCUGUGAGUCCAAUCAACACUCUCCACUACAUGGCUUAACCCAGGCACCAGACUUACCAGGUCACUGGGUCACUUUUGGCCGGUCUCUUUCCAAACUCCCUCAGGACAUAUCUAUGCUCUGUUUGCUCCAACCCUGACUGGAGGGUAAACUGCUGGGACACUACACCCUCUUGCUCCUAGAUGGGGUAUAAGCUGCCCAUUCUUGCUGUCCUGUUCUUGCCUCACACUACUAUAGUAUGCUAUUUCAAAAAUGAGGCCUAUGCUAGCUAUGGUUCCUCUACCUUUCUGCUCUUGGAGCUGGUUCUGCUCAUCAGAUGACCUCUCUUAUGAAUAUACAAACACUAAAUUGCUUGGCUGUCCUUUUUUAUAUAUACUAUAUGCCCCUAUCUAGUGGCCAUAGAUAGAAAUGACCCCAAAUUAAAGCUAAUAGAAACCUUUCACACCAUUACAUGCUGUCCUUUUCACAGUGAUCCUAAAUUCAACUGCUCAUUCUCCUGGUCAGUGAUCAUAGUGAAAAAGACAUAAAGCAGCACAAGAUGAUUCUUUCAACCUCGUUCUAUUCUGCUUUUAUAAAAAGGUAUGGAAAAUAGUGCAGCACUCGUAAUACACUGUGGUGGGGGAGGUGGGUCUCUGGAAGGGGCCGAGGGUUUUUUAAAAGCUUUUGAUUUCCUUUAACUGCUCUCAGUCUUCAAUAUUUUGUUAGUACACAGUACAUACUGCAACUCUAAACACAACUUAGUAUACAGGUAUGGCACCUGUUAUCCAGAAUUCUCAGGACCUGGGGUUUUCCAGAUAACAGAUCUUUCUGUAAUUUGGAUCUUCAUACCUUAGGUCUACUAGAAAAUCAUGUAAACAUUAAAUAAACAGAAUAAGCUGGCUUUGCUUCCAAUAAAGAUUAAUUAUAUCUUAGUUUGAAUCAAGUACAAGGUACUGUUUUAUUAUUACAGAAAAAAGGAAAUCAUUUUAAAAAAUCUGGAUUAUUUGGAUAACUGGAGUCUAUGGGAGAGGGCCUUCAGAGCUUUCUAGAUAAUGGGUUUCUGGAUAACAGAUCCUAUACAUGUACCUACAGAGUUAGCAAUUCAGUGGAGAUACAUUGGAUGCCAGUACUACUUGAACGCCUUUGGCACUCACCAAUAGGAUGCUAAUGGUAUUAUACACACUAUUUUGGAUUCGGCCGAACCCCCGAAUCCUUCGCAAAAGAUUCGGCCGAAUACCAAGCCAAAUCCUAAUUUGCAUAUGCAAAUUAGGGGUGGGAAGAGUAAAACAUUUUUACUUCCUUUUUUUUUGUGUGUGUUUUGUGAUUUCCGAAUCCGAAUCCUGCUGGAAAAGGCCGAAUUGUUGCCGAAUCCCGAACCGAGUCCUGGAUUCGGUGCAUCCCUAAUAUAUACCUAAAUAUUCCACAACAAUAUUAACCCUUCAUGUGUUUCCUCAGGCUUUCUAGCCUGCUCUAGAACUGCAUAAUCAGGACUCUUAAUUUGAUGAACACGUGUUCCCAUUCUUAGCUUUCAAUCUAUCUUUAAUAUUAUAUACUGUCAGCAGGCCUUUGUAUGGGAACAUGAUUAUGCCGUAACAUACAAUAUAACACAGUGUUAAACAGUUCUUAUAUUAACAGCCUGGAAGGUCCCAGAGGGCCAUAUAUUUCAUACACAAAACAUCUUCCUCCCUUCUCAUGUUGGACUGUUAAAUGGAUUUACAAUCUCACCUCCAUAAUUUGAAUUGACUGAAAAACUGUUGCAUUACUUACUGUACUGAAAAUGUGGCCUUCCUAAAAAUAUCUGUAAUAUGGUGAUGUGACACAAGAUGGGGCUGUGUCCUGAAAGCACCACUAGCACUAGUCCAAGUAAUUUCCAGCAAUGGUUUCACAGCCGCUGCUCAUACAGAAUGUACCAAGUACUGUACUAGAGGAUAUAUACAGUAGCUCUUUAUUUAAACUGGCACUUUUGGUUGUCUCAGUGAGAAUCAGAUGGUGUGGCACUGACUUGGAAAUACAUAUCUAUAACUACUGAGCGUUACAUUAAGGGUGCGAGUACCAAUGCCUGUGGAUGGCACCAGUUUGCUUCAAACAACAGUGUGUAUGUACUAGCACAGGAGCACACACAAUAGUACAUAACUGUAAAUAUUAGGAACUCAGUGCCCAUACCCCAGUAGUAGAGAAUACUCUAACUAUUGCUCUGUAAAACCAACAAACAUAAGGAGGAGACUGCUUUGCCAGAAGGUGGGAAUUGAUGUGUAACUGGGUUGUCACUAGAGUCCAAAGUGCAUGACAAUAAAAUAUUUAAAAAAAUUCAAUACUGAAUGUUUCAGACCGAGAGGUAAAGUAUCUUGUUUUACUUUAGAUGUCUCUCUCAUUCAAAAAAUAAGAAUAAAGUUAUAUUUUUAUGCA